AUGGCGCUCUCAAGUUUGGAAAAGAAAAGACAAGAGAACAUACGGAGAAAUAAGGAGCUUUUGUCUAAGCUAGACCUUGAUGCUCUUUCCAGUGGUAUUUCUCGCGAUAUUGAAAAAUCAAGCUCGCCACAACCGGUAAAGAAGAAAAAGGUUGUGAAGCCGAAAAAUGAAACUAAAAGAAGAGAGGUUGAACCUUCGAGAAGAUCACGACGUCUUGCUGGAAUACAAUCAGAACUCGAGAACCCAGAAGAAGCAGCAAGAAUUAGAGAAGAAGAGGAGGAAAAAGAACGUCGGAAAAGAGAGUAUGAAGCUUUGAAACGAACCAAACUUUUUGGAGACUUUCAUUUGAUUGAUUUGAUCACAGAUCGAAAAAGUGGAGAUAUGUUGUUUGAAGAUAAAGUUAGAAACAAUGUUGAACAAGGCACUACUGAUAUAAAGGUGAAAGAGGAUGUGCUUUCGCAAGAAAAUGAAACGUUGCAAUUGAUUCAAUCUCUUGGAGGUAAAUUUUCAGCAGGUGAUUUUUACGAGGAGAUCAAAAGAAAGGAACCAAACAGUGACACUUCGGUAGAUGCGAAAAGGAAGGAGUUUGAGUCGAAGCGUAUUUUUCAGAAGUUUGACCCAUUGGAUGUAAAGUUGGCGCAUUAUAGAAUUACUGCAAUGAUGUUUCAUCCAUCAACUACUGAUCGUGUUAUAGCAGCUGGAGAUACCAAUGGUAACUUGGGUAUAUGGGCCCCAGAUGCAUCAUCCGAUAAGCCAAUGACUACUAUCUUACGCCCUCAUGGUAAAAACAUUUCCAAGAUACUCACUCCAUCUAAUGAGUUGCAAAAGUUGUACUCAGCAUCGUAUGAUGGCAGUGUGAGAUCACUUGACUUAAACAAAUUGACAACUACUGAGACUAUCUAUUUGAGUAAUGACGGGUAUUCUUUAGGCGUUAGUGAUAUCAACUUGGUUCGUGAGGAUCCUAACUUGAUGUAUAUGACUACACUAGAUGGCGUAUUUUGCAAACAUGAUAUCAGAACUAAACCAAAAGCAAGCAUGAAUUAUCUUAGAUUGCAUGAUAAGAAAAUUGGUGGUUUUGCUAUAAACCCAAACAAUUCCUACCAAAUAGCCACCGCCUCAUUAGACAGGACACUCAGAAUAUGGGAUUUGAGAAAAAUUGGACCACUGGAGUAUUCCGAGUUUGAAGAGCAGAAGAGUCCACAUAUGUACGGAAAUUAUAGUUCUCGUUUAUCGGUUUCCUGCGUCGAUUGGAACAUAGACAACCAUUUGGUUUGUAAUGGUUACGAAGAUCAAAUUUGUAUAUUCAACUACAAUGACAAUCCAAAAAUAACCGACUGGGGGUCCGACUACAUGCCCGAUUUCAAACCUAAUAAAAACAAUAACCCUGACGAAAUAACAUUACCAAAUAAUCUUCACCCAAUGAAUAAGAUCAGACACAAUUGUCAAACAGGACGAUGGGUAUCCAUAUUGAAAUCAAGAUGGCAAGAGAACCCUCAGGACGGUAUGCAAAAGUUUAUCAUUGCCAAUAUGAAUCGUGGCAUGGAUGUUUACGACCAAAAGGGUAACAUAUUGGCACACUUGAACGAUCAAAUUGGUGCUGUACCAGCAGUCUGUACUUUGCACCCUACACAAAAUUGGGCCGUAGGUGGGAGUGCCAGUGGUAAAAUUUAUCUUAUACAGUAG
This is a messenger RNA of Lodderomyces parapsilosis, 1683 nucleotides long. RefSeq lists its product as uncharacterized. Gene Ontology annotation, molecular function: DNA binding; protein binding. The transcript has a single exon. The record is from RefSeq and is a predicted model, not a curated record. Gene Ontology annotation, cellular component: nucleus. Gene Ontology annotation, biological process: regulation of DNA damage checkpoint. Lineage: Eukaryota; Fungi; Ascomycota; Pichiomycetes; Serinales; Debaryomycetaceae. Bases 1 to 1683 code for a protein of 560 amino acids.